CCCAGCAAGAGGUGCUCACGUCUCUGGCCAGGUGUGUGUGGAUAUUAAUGUCCUGGGGUUACAGAAUCUGAAAGUUAAUCUGGUCUGUACAAUGGAGUUAGAAGAUUCAGAGGGAGCCAUCAGCACUUCUUCAGGUGUCAAAAGAAACCUGACUCCUGAAACACCAACGGGAAAGAAGCAACGAAAACAAAAACUCAAAGGCCCUCACAUCACAGCAGAAGAUUAUGAAUUGUGGAAGAAUUGUGACAAAUGGGAAGCAGAAACAAAGAAAAUUGUUGAAGCAGUGCUAAAGAAGCUGGAGGAGACCAACUCAAACAACCCUAAUGAAGAGGACCUGCUGCUCACCCUCAAAAAAAAGAUGCAACAGUUAAAGGAGAAAUGUCUUCAGGAGAACAUUUACGUUGGAGUCUUUGGACAGACAGGGGCUGGGAAAAGUACACUCCUGAAUGCAGUUUUAGAGGAGAAGUCUCUGUUGCCCACAUCAUCAUCAGGAGCCUGCACAUCGGCCAUAAUAAAAGUGCAAUCUUACGAAGGACGCAAAUUUAAAGCAGAGAUUGAAUUCCUCAGCGAGCAGGAUUGGAAUAAUGAACUGAAGCUUCUUGUUGAGCUUUGUGGGAAUGAGGACAGUGAUGAUGAAGUUAACGAUGAAGAUGAUAAGGAGGCUGAAAUGGCAAAGAACAAACUGCAAAAUGUUUACGGAUCUUCUGGACCAGAGAAAAGCUAUGAGGAGCUAGUAAAGAUGAACAUUUAUCAAGAUAUCCCCAAAAGUGGCAAAAAGCUUUUUCGUGAGGACAAUGCAGAAGAUUUAUCCAGAAAGUUAGACCCUUAUAUACGGAGCCAACCCUAUCAAACAUCCAAAAUAUACUGGCCAAUUGUGAAAUCAAUCUCUGUUUAUAUCCCCAAUUGUCAAAUACUGCCCGAAGGAGUGGUUCUUCUUGACUUUCCAGGAUCAGGCGACAGCAACAAAACAAGAGAUGAAAUGUGGAAAAAGAGUCUGAUGAACUGCUCAUCUGUAUGGAUUGUUUCAGCAAUUUUUAGGGCUGUUAAUGAAAAGAUAGUACAUGAGAUUUUUGGUACUUCAAUCAAAUCUGCUACAAAUGGAGGAAGAUGUCACGAUAUUGCUUUUAUCUGUACAAAGACAGAUGAUAUUGAAGAGCAGGAAUAUGCAAGAGAGUACCAUUUAACUGAUGAAGAAAUGAACUUAACUGAUGACGACCUGCUGGAAUAUGAUGGAAAACGGAAACGGUACUGCAUAAGACAUCGCAAUAAACAUGUAAAGGAGGCUAUGAAGAAACAGUAUGAAGAGAAGUGGACUAAACUGAUGACAAAAGGAUCCACCCAAUUGGAGUUUUCAAAAGAGGAUCUGUGUGUCUACACUGUGAGUGCAAAACAAUAUUGGAAGUUAGAACAUAAAGAACCAAGCAACAUUUUUGCAGAAACAACAGAAAUACCAAGUCUGAGAAAACACAUCAUCGACUUGUAUUUGAAAGAAAGAAAGAAAGUGGUGAAUAUCUACGUGUCUGAAGUGUGGGGGAUGCUGCUCCUUCUUAUAUCGCUCAACCAAAAUAAACAGAAUGAGAUCCUGAAAAGCAGGUUCAAUACCAUUAAUAAAGAAUUCCAUGUGAGUUUGGAAGCUUUUAAUGAACAUCUGGAGGAUAUCUGCAAACAUCUGCAGGAUCAUCUCAAACACGGAGUUCAGGAAGCAGAGAAAAAGUGUGGGAAAAUCAUUCAACAACAUACAGAGCGGCCUGGUGGAAGAAAUUACCAAGGUUUCCACAAGACACUAAAGGCAAUAUGUAGAAAUGAUGGAGUAUUCAACUCAGCCAAGUUUGGGCGACUUGACAUUAACCAUGAUCUGGCAAAGCCUCUCCUCCAGCAAAUUGAUAAUUUUUCUGAACGCACCUUACAGUUUAACAAAGGUCGAAGAAAUUCAAUGAAAGGACGGUUCAAUCGUAUUAAAUUAUCACUGACAAACAUCAUUGAUGAGCCGCUUCCCACCAAAUCUACUGCAGAAAAUGCAUGGGUUUGGAAAUGCCGAAAAGAUUUCAUGAAAACUGAGAUCAACAGAUUAUUUUACGACUUGACAAAGCAGAUAACUGAAAGAAAACAGCAUUUUUAUAAUGCCCCUUCCCUGUCCGUUCAAUGUUCAAUGAAACCAGCAUAUGAAGAAGCUGCACGAAAGAAAGGUGCUGGUGUUGUGCCUUUUGUGAAGAAGAUAUUAAAGGAGCAUAUUGAACAAAAGCAUGAGGAGUUUUUCAAAGAUGCAAGAGACAGUGCGAUGGAGCAAUUCAAUGACAUGAAGGAGAAAUUGAAGAAGGAAAUUCAUGGAAGAAUGACCAUCACCUUGGAACUUGGUUUCUCCCAGUGGUCUGGGCAUAAUCCUUUACCAGAUUUUCGAAAUGAGUUUGAUCAGAUAACUCUAAUCUGGGAUGAAGUAAAGGAUUUAUCAGACACUGACUAAUCAUUUUGGAUCUGUUUGUUUCUUUGAAGUUGAUGGUAUAGUACUAUGGCCUUCUAAAAAAAUGUACAUCUUACUGAUUUUGUGAAGCUCUCGCAUUAGUGAAAGAUACAUUAUACUCCUCCCUCUAUAGCAAAUAUAUCCUCUUUUAGAUAGAUACUGCACACAGUAGUCCAGCUGUGAUCUCACUGUAGCACAUAAAUUGGCCUUCCUAAUUGGUUACUGUACCUACCUGUCUACUUUCAUUGACUGGCAUACAGUAUAAGGCUACCUGGACCUAUUUGUGCAUUCACACUUCCAAAAAUAUUAUCAUUUUAUAUUGCUCUUCCCUUCUGCUUUUAACACUGUAGUUUCAUGUUUAGCCACAUUCUAUUGCAUCUGCCAUGUGCUUAGCUAUUGUUGUGAACUUGGGUAGAGUAAUUCCAAAUUGGGAGACAGGACAUUAGAUUUGCUAGGGCGGCACGGUGGCAUAGUGGUUAGCACUGCUGCCUCACAGCGCCAGGGACCUGGGUUCAAUUCCUGCCUCAGGCGACUGACUGUGUGGAGUUUGCACAUUCUCUGCGUGGGUUUCCUCCGGGUGCUCCGGUUUCCUCCCACAGUCCAAAAGAUGUGCGGGUCAGGUGAAUUGGCCAUGCUAAAUUGCCCGUAGUGUUAGGUAAGGGGUAUAUGUAGGGGUAUGGGUGGGUUGCGCUUCGGCGGGUCGGUGUGGACUUGUUGGGCCGAAGGGCCUGUUUCCACACUGUAAAUAAUCUAAUCUUAAAAAAAAAAUUUGCUGUGUGUAAAAUUGUAAAGUGAGGGAAGUGUGGCAUGGUCCUUUAAAAAAUGAUGUGUUUUUCCUAUGCUUAGAGAUUUAAAAUUAUGUCUGUGAGAAGCAGCUUGUGGGUUUGCCGGUAUAGAAAGUACCCAAAUUGAAACAUCUAUUGAAAGUCCAAGCAGCAUUUUUACCAAGAUAACAGAUUUGGAUUUUAGCCAAUCAAUUUAAACCAAAAACCUAUUAAAUUUAAACCUGAUGGUCUUGACAAAAGAACCAAUACUACGUAAGAAAUAUUGCUGUCAUCACGAGUAUAAACAAGGCAGUAGUUGGACUGAGACCCCAGAACCAAUUGCCAUUUGCUAAGAGAUAACAGUUCUCACAGUCCUCUAUGUAUUGGAGAAAGCAUACUCUAAAUGACAUCAUUACCAACAUCGGAGAAGGCAUUUCAGACAAAGGAAAAUGUUGGAGAAGGCAUUUUGGUCAGAGGAAGAUGAUGAAGAAGACAUAGAAAGUUCAAAGACAUAAUUUAUGUUUUUGUAUGUGUGUGGGACUUGUAGUUAUUGCGACAGCUAAAAACCGUUAGAAUCUUGCUUUAUUUAGAAAUCAGUAGUUAGAAGGGAUUUAUUCAGAUUGUUCAUAAUUUAGUUAAUUUGUUCGCUCUUAAGAGUUAGAUAAAUAAAUUGUCACUUUUUUUUGUUUUUAUUUGAUUUAGCCACUAAAGGUUGCUGAGAAACAGAUUGCCCCUCUCUGCACACUCCUUUUAACAUAUUAUAAAGCACAUGGCCCCUCUCUGGGUGUUUCAGUUUUGGUUAUCAUAGGGCAAAACCUCCGCUUUAUAACACUCGAUUUGUCUAAAUCACCUUGAAGCCCCAUUGCAUCUUCCUCACUGUUUGAAACAAACUCAAUAAAAUUUUAGACGAGACCAACAAAUCUGGAAACAGGACAAUUUAUUACGGACUUGCAAGUACGAGCUACAACUGCACAAAGCAAUUGAGCGAAUUAUACCUUUGAGCUGAGUGAGGUCACCUCUCCAGACUCCUAAUUACCCAAUCUCUCUUCCUAGGCUAUACAACUGUCCAUCUUCGCUCCACCCUUGUUACUUCCCCUUCCCCAUGUUGGCAACCUUCUUCCCUGUUAGUGCUGACAUUUUUAUUAUUUUGUCGAUAGUACAUCAAGAUAUAGUUUAACAUUUUGUAUCAAUACUGCUGGUACACUCCAUUCUCCGUACACUUCAUCAGCUUUGUACCAUUUUUGUACAGCUCAGGCAUUUUAGUUAUCUCAGUUUUUUUGCUGAAAACUUAUUUUAAAAGAGUUAACUUGCUUAUAUUAUACUCCAGAAUUCGUAUUUAAUUAACCAUAAUUAAAAGUAAAGAUACACUUCCCUUAGUACCUGCAGACUUAAUAAUUUUUCUGCUGGACCCCUUUUCUUCAUGUUUUUUUAUAUCUGAAAAAACAACACUUCUUUUCAUUUCUAACACUCACAAUUUAGAUUCCUGUCCAUGUUACGUCAUCAGCGAACUUGGCAAUGUUGAUUUGGUUCCCCCAUCCAAAUCAUUUCUAUGUAUGUAUACUUUAUGUAUCAUGAAAAGCUGGGGCCCAUGCGCUAAUCCUUUGAGCUCACUGCUCCUUUUACCCCACUGUAAGAUAUUGUACUAAAGCACUCUAUGAACAGUACCGCACAUUCCAGCCCUUUGGCCCUCGAUGUUAUGCCAACCUUUUAUCCUACUUUAAGAUCCAACUAACCUACAUACCGGAUGUCUUAUUAUUAUCCAUGUGCCUAUCCAAGAAUUGCUUAAAUGUCCCUCAUAUAUCCGACACUACCACUGCUGGCAGUACAUUCCACGUACCCAUCACUUUUUGGACUUAAUACCGCCCAUAUUUAUUUUGUAAGAUGUAGUGAUUCACCUUUCCUCCUCAGACAAGAAAGAAUAUUGUUGUAAUUCAUGCAUACAUUCAUUAAAUAAGAACCAUUGCCAAUCCACCUUCAACCCUUUUAGUAUGGUUUCUCCAUCCUUCAUUGACAAUUCAGUCCUCAGACCCCAUAAGUUGCUGUUAUUUAGAUUCAUGACCUUAGUUUCGGAUUUGGCUAUUUCAUCUUUGUGAAGAAUUCUAUCAUAUUAUGGUUGCUGUUCUCCAAGGGACUUUGCAUAACAAACCAUUUGAGAUUACUACACUGGUUUUAAUUGAGGAUGUGCUUAUGUGCUUACAAAAGACAAUGUAAUUCUGAAAUAAAAAAAUAUGUUGUCGAAAUUUAA
This is a messenger RNA of Hemiscyllium ocellatum (epaulette shark), 5467 nucleotides long. RefSeq names its product nuclear GTPase SLIP-GC-like. NCBI's taxonomy places the organism in Eukaryota, Metazoa, Chordata, Chondrichthyes, Orectolobiformes, Hemiscylliidae. The transcript is spliced from 19 exons. The record is from RefSeq and is a predicted model, not a curated record. Gene Ontology annotation, molecular function: GTPase activity. The coding region runs from base 92 to 2461 and encodes 789 amino acids.